Diceros bicornis minor is the source of this 325-nucleotide messenger RNA. Its product is annotated as C-X-C motif chemokine 17-like. The transcript has 4 exons. Gene Ontology annotation, biological process: positive regulation of vascular endothelial growth factor production; positive regulation of monocyte chemotaxis; negative regulation of inflammatory response. The record is from RefSeq and is a predicted model, not a curated record. Lineage: Eukaryota; Metazoa; Chordata; Mammalia; Perissodactyla; Rhinocerotidae. The coding region runs from base 1 to 291 and encodes 96 amino acids.
AUGGUGCCUCCAAGUAACCUGUUUCCUUCUGACAGGGGUCACCAGAGCCAUAGGGACCAAUGCCAGGCUUCUGGGAGGUGGCUCCAGGCAGGUGGCCAAGAUUGUGAGUGCAAAGAUUGGUUCCUGAGAGCCCCUAAAAGAAAACUCAUGACAGUGCCUGGCCUCCCAAAGAAUCAGUGUCCCUGUGAUCAUUUCAAGGGCAAUGUGAAGAAAACUAGGCACCAAAGGCACCACAGGAAGUCAAACAAGCACUCCAGAGGCUGCCAGCAUUUCUCAAACGAUGUCAGCUAGCAAGCUUUGCUCUGCCUUUAUAGGAGCUUUUAGC